Molecule: messenger RNA, 606 nt
Organism: Closterium sp. Yama58-4
Lineage: Eukaryota; Viridiplantae; Streptophyta; Zygnematophyceae; Desmidiales; Closteriaceae
Source: the annotation of a GenBank genome assembly
AUGGCGGAGCAGAACGCGGCACUGCAGGUGGCACGCGUGCGAGCAGAGGAGGCGAUUCAAGCAAGGAACGACUUCCUGUCAGUGAUGAACCACGAGAUGCGCAGCCCUCUGCACACCAUCGUCGCACUCUCCUCCCUCAUGGAAGAGGACGAUUUAACAGAUGAGCAAGGACCGAUGGUGGCCACUCUCACCCGCAGUGCCUCCAUGCUCACAUCCCUCAUCUCCGACGUCAUUGGGGUGGCCCAGCGCCAAGAGAUCAACCUUGUGUUGGAGCACCGUCCAUUUGACCUCCGAAGAAUGCUGCACGACGCGGCGUCACUAGCAUGGCCCAUGAUGCGCGCCAAGGGGCUUAGCUUCUCGGUGGUGAUCGCGAGGGAGGUGCCGCGGCAUGUGGUGGGGGACGAGCGGCGCUUGCUGCGCGUGGUCCUGCACGUCAUAGGCCAUGCCAUCGACUCCACUGAUGAGGGCACCAUUUCUGUUGCCGUGGGGCUAUCAGACGGCAGUCACGGGCCGGCAAGAAAGCCACACAUCGAGCAUCCCUCCCACGCCCUCCACUCUGCUGUAUGUUCCCUCGCUCCUUCUCUCAUCUCAUUGUUCUCUAGGUGA